Molecule: messenger RNA, 525 nt
Organism: Candidozyma auris
Lineage: Eukaryota; Fungi; Ascomycota; Pichiomycetes; Serinales; Metschnikowiaceae
Exons: 2
Coding region: 1-525 (174 amino acids)
Source: RefSeq, a predicted model, not a curated record
AUGUCAGCUCCAGAACAGGUCAAGGGCUUUUUAACUCAGAUCGACAAGGCAACCUCUGGCAUCCAGCCAUUGCAAAUGUUCGAACAGCAAACUGGCUUGCCCAGAUCUUACGCUGUUUUGGGCUUCGGUGUCGUCUACAUCGUGAUCAUCUUCUUGAACAUCGCUGGUAUUGGACAAUUGUUGUCAAAUGUAGCCGGUUUUGUCAUUCCUGGUUACUUCUCCUUGAUCGCCUUGGAGACCAGGAGUAAGGACGACGACACCCAAUUGUUGACCUACUGGGUGGUGUUUGCUUUCCUCAAUGUCAUUGAGUUCUGGUCCAGAGCCAUCUUGUACUGGGUUCCUUUCUACUUCUUCCUCAAGACCAUCUUUUUGAUCUACAUCGGCGUUCCUGCUUUUGGUGGUGCCAGAAUCAUCUACGCCAAUGUCAUCAGACCAUUUUCCAAGGCAUACAUUGUCAAGCUGGGCGGCGUCAAGUCCUCUGUCAAUGACGCUGCUGAGGGUGUCUCCACCUCCGUUGGCUUGUAA